AUGGAAGUUCCAAUACAAGCAGCUCGUAGAAAUGAUGAUACAUUUAUUCUUAAAUUUCGACCAACUAUUGCAGGAGAUUAUUCAAUUAUAUUAAAAGAUUAUAUUGAACAACCAAUUCCAGGUUGUCCAUUUAUAUUUCCUGUCUAUAAUCCAAAUGUUGUUCAUAUCGAAUCAUUUAAUCGUUUACAAACAAUAAAUGAUUGUCAUUUGAUUUGUAAUGUUGAUCAAGCUGGACCAGGAAAACUUUUCGUUAUGGUUUAUUCUCAAAUUGAUGAAAAUCAAUUUGAACCAACAUUAAUUCCAAUACAAAUUCAUCCUCUUCCAUCAAAUCAUAUACGUAUUUCAUUAUUUCCAUUAAAAGUUGGAAUCUAUCGAAUUUAUAUUGCCUAUCGAAAUAUACCAAUUAAUGGUAAGUAA
This is a messenger RNA of Rotaria sp. Silwood2, 417 nucleotides long. The record is from the annotation of a GenBank genome assembly. Lineage: Eukaryota; Metazoa; Rotifera; Eurotatoria; Philodinida; Philodinidae.